AAGCUACACAACCUCAGAUUAUUUGCUCUUCUGAGCCAGUACAAGCAGUAUACAGUGAACAUGUCCUCCUGCAGUGCUACCUUAAGCCCCCACUGAACGCAACAUCUGAGACAGUAAAGUGGACUUGUGGGAAUGACGUUGUAAUCCUUUGUCAAAAUGGAAAAUAUAAUCCUGGAGCACAGAGAGAGCAUUUUGAAGCACGGACUGCUCUCUCCCAGGAGGCGUUAACCAAAGGAAAUCUGUCACUGAUGCUGACCUCACUAAAACUCACUGACACCGGGAGAUACAAAUGCUCCUUUAUCACUGAUAAUGUGGAGAAAAGUUGUUAUGUUAACCUCACUGUUGGAGAGUCUGAUGUGAUUGGCUCAGAUGAACCAGUGAAAGCAAAUGUCGGUGAGGACGUCAUUCUGCCGUGUCACCUGGAGCCCCCAUUUAAUGUGUCGACUCUCACAGUGGAGUGGAAACGCAAUAAAACUUAUGUGCAUGUUUAUCGAAGUAUGAAACAUGAUCCAAAUCAGCAGAACAGUCACUUUAUAAACAGAACAUAUCUCUUCUGUGACGAAAUCGGGAAAGGCAACAUUUCCUUAUUGCUGAGAAAUGUGAGCAAAGAAGAUGAAGGGCUGUAUAUCUGCUAUGUUCCCAAACUUCAUAGUCAAGUCAGAAAGGGGAACAUUACACUAAAAGUUGAUGCAGCAAAACAUGAUACAAAACAGUUUAAUGGAUCAAUUAAUAAUAAGAGCACUAAAAACACUGAUGGUGCUGAUGACACUACUGUCAUCACUGCUGUCAUCACUGCUGUCUGCACUGCUGUCUUCCCUGCUGUCAUCAUUGCUUUCAUUGCUUGGUACAUCUGGAAAUGUUGGCAAAACC
Molecule: messenger RNA, 870 nt
Organism: Pundamilia nyererei
Lineage: Eukaryota; Metazoa; Chordata; Actinopteri; Cichliformes; Cichlidae
Product: myelin-oligodendrocyte glycoprotein-like
Exons: 5
Biological process (GO): T cell receptor signaling pathway; regulation of cytokine production
Cellular component (GO): external side of plasma membrane
Molecular function (GO): signaling receptor binding
Source: RefSeq, a predicted model, not a curated record